GAAGAGAUAUAAGCACGAAAGCUUGCGUCUCCAGAAGGAGGAGGAGAGAAAACAUUUGGUGUCACCAAGACACAAAUUUGACACCGAGGGGUCGCAAAAAGAUUUGAUCUUUGAUCUUUCCUCUCUCUCUCGCUAUCUCUUCUUUCUCUCCUCUCUGUUCGAUUGAUUCUUUUUUUUUUCCCAACGAACGAGAAACAGAGAGUUUUUGUUUCGAGCGUGAUCACAGAGAUGGCUACUUUGUUGUCGUCCCAAUUCACGUUACCAGCUCCAAAGGCUGAUCAACUCUCCUCGCUCUCUCAAAAGCACUACUUUUUACGCUCCUUCCUCCCCAGGAAGACGAACCCAGCAGGCAAUUCUUCAAAAUCCGCCAUGAAAGUGAAAUGUGCAGUGGUGGGCAAUGGCCUCUUCACGCAGACGACGCCUGAAGUCCGCCGUAUUGUGCCGGAGCGAGACGGGAGCCUCCCAACGGUGAAGAUCGUGUACGUGGUCCUGGAGGCUCAGUACCAGUCGUCUCUCUCAGCUGCAGUGCUUGCACUGAAUAAGAACAAGAGGUAUGCUUCGUUUGAAGUUGUGGGUUACUUAGUUGAAGAGCUUAGGGAUGAGAAUACAUACAAAAGUUUCUGCAAGGACCUUGAGGAUGCGAAUAUCUUCAUUGGGUCAUUGAUCUUCGUGGAGGAGCUUGCACUGAAAGUGAAGGCUGCAGUGGAAACGGAAAGGGACAGGCUUGAUGCAGUCUUGGUGUUCCCUUCAAUGCCUGAGGUGAUGAGACUCAACAAGUUGGGCUCGUUCAGUAUGUCACAGCUCGGGCAAUCGAAGAGCCCCUUUUUCCAGUUGUUCAAGAAGAAGAAGUCUUCUGCAGGGUUUGCGGACAGCAUGUUGAAGCUAGUGCGGACGUUGCCGAAGGUGCUCAAGUACUUGCCGAGCGACAAGGCUCAGGAUGCUAGGUUAUAUAUCCUCAGCUUGCAGUUCUGGCUUGGCGGGUCGCCAGAUAACUUGCAGAAUUUCUUGAAGAUGAUCUCAGGGUCUUAUGUUCCGGCACUGAAGGGGACUAAGAUCGAGUACUCGGACCCGGUUCUGUUCUUGGACAGUGGAAUUUGGCACCCUUUGGCUCCUUGUAUGUAUGAUGAUGUGAAGGAGUACUUGAAUUGGUAUGGCACCAGAAAGGAUGCUAAUGAGAAGCUCAAGGGACCAAAUGCACCAGUGAUCGGGUUGAUUUUGCAGAGGAGCCACAUUGUCACUGGGGACGAGAGCCAUUACGUGGCAGUGAUUAUGGAGUUAGAGGCGAAAGGGGCGAAAGUCAUACCCAUUUUUGCAGGCGGUCUUGAUUUCUCGGGACCGGUUGAAAGGUUCCUGAUUGACCCGGUCACGAAGAAACCAUUCGUGCAUUCGGCGAUUUCUCUAACUGGGUUUGCUCUUGUGGGGGGACCGGCGAGGCAGGAUCAUCCGAGGGCAGUGGAGGCGCUGAUGAAGCUCGAUGUCCCUUACAUUGUUGCGCUGCCUUUGGUGUUUCAAACCACGGAGGAGUGGUUGAACAGUACUCUGGGUUUGCAUCCAAUUCAGGUAGCUCUGCAGGUUGCACUUCCCGAGCUGGAUGGCGGCAUGGAACCCAUUGUCUUCGCUGGUCGCGAUCCUCGAAGUGGGAAAUCACAUGCUCUUCACAAGAGGGUGGAGCAGCUCUGCACCAGAGCAAUCAGAUGGGCUGAACUGAAAAGGAAAUCAAAGGCAGAGAAGCGACUUGCAAUUACUGUCUUCAGCUUCCCUCCGGAUAAAGGAAACGUUGGAUCGGCAGCAUACCUCAAUGUCUUCUCUUCUAUCUACUCUGUUCUCAAGGACCUUCAAAAGGACGGCUACAAUGUGGAGGGCCUUCCAGAGACUUCUGAAGCUUUGAUCGAAGAAGUCAUUCAUGAUAAAGAGGCUCAGUUCAGCAGCCCAAAUCUGAAUGUCGCCUACAAAAUGGGCGUGAGAGAAUAUUAUGACCUCACUCCUUAUGCCACCGCAUUGGAAGAGAACUGGGGUAAGGCGCCGGGUAAUUUGAACUCUGACGGAGAAAGUCUCUUGGUCUAUGGAAAACAGUAUGGAAAUGUCUUUAUCGGAGUUCAGCCCACUUUCGGAUACGAGGGCGAUCCUAUGCGGCUUCUUUUCUCCAAAUCAGCGAGUCCGCACCAUGGAUUUGCCGCUUAUUACUCUUUUGUGGAGAAAAUAUUUCAGGCUGAUGCUGUUCUCCAUUUCGGCACCCAUGGUUCACUAGAGUUCAUGCCUGGGAAGCAGGUGGGAAUGAGCGACGCCUGUUAUCCCGAUAGUCUUAUUGGAAACAUACCGAAUGUCUAUUACUACGCGGCUAACAACCCUUCCGAGGCUACUAUUGCCAAACGUCGGAGCUACGCUAAUACCAUAAGCUACUUGACCCCUCCAGCAGAGAAUGCAGGGCUUUACAAGGGACUUAAGCAAUUGAGUGAGCUCAUCUCUUCGUACCAAUCCCUCAAAGACACUGGCCGCGGACCACAGAUUGUCAGCUCCAUUAUAAGCACAGCUAAGCAAUGCAAUCUCGACAAGGAUGUGGAACUCCCGGCUGAGGGAGAGGAGAUCUCAGCAAAAGAACGCGAUCUGGUUGUUGGAAAGGUUUACUCUAAGAUCAUGGAAAUCGAAUCCCGGCUUCUACCUUGUGGGCUCCACGUCAUUGGUGAGCCCCCAUCAGCGAUGGAAGCAGUUGCCACACUGGUGAACAUUGCUGCUCUAGAUCGUCCUGAAGAUGGGAUAUCAUCGCUCCCAGCUAUACUAGCUGAGACUGUUGGACUGCGCAUAGAGGACGUGUACCGAGGAAGUGACAAGGGAAUAUUGAAGGAUGUGGAGCUGCUUCGACAAAUAACUGAAGCAUCUCGUGGCGCAGUCACUGCCUUUGUAGAGCGAACAACUAAUAACAAGGGUCAAGUUGUUGACGUCACCAACAAGUUGAGCUCCAUUCUUGGGUUUGGAAUAAAUGAACCCUGGAUCCAGUACUUGUCGAGCACUAAGUUUUACCGUGCAGAUAGAGAGAAGCUUAGGACCCUCUUCGAGUUUCUUGGGGAGUGUUUGCAACUUGUCGUGGCUGAUAAUGAGUUGGGGAGCUUGAAGCAAGCAUUGGAGGGAAAAUAUGUUGAGCCAGGACCAGGUGGUGACCCUAUUAGAAAUCCUAAAGUGCUGCCGACUGGAAAGAACAUCCACGCACUGGAUCCACAAGCUAUUCCAACUACAGCAGCGAUGCAGAGUGCAAAGGUUGUCGUGGAUAGGUUGGUUGAGAGGCAGAAGGUUGAUAAUGGUGGAAAAUAUCCUGAAACAGUUGCUCUUGUACUGUGGGGAACAGACAAUAUUAAGACGUACGGUGAAUCUUUGGGUCAAGUUUUGUGGAUGAUUGGUGUGAGGCCGGUUGCUGAUACCUUUGGACGAGUCAACCGUGUGGAACCAGUAAGCCUUGAAGAGUUGGGAAGGCCUAGGAUCGAUGUGGUUGUCAACUGUUCUGGGGUGUUCAGAGACCUCUUCAUCAAUCAGAUGAAUCUACUGGAUCGAGCUAUCAAGAUGGUGGCUGAACUGGAUGAACCCGAAGAACUAAACUAUGUGAGGAAGCAUGCAUUGGAACAAGCCAAGACCCUAGGCAUUGAUGUUAGAGAAGCUGCCACACGUGUCUUUUCUAAUGCUUCAGGUUCUUAUUCCUCCAACAUCAAUCUUGCCGUCGAGAAUUCCUCCUGGAAUGAUGAGAAGCAGCUCCAGGACAUGUACUUGAGCAGAAAAUCCUUUGCAUUUGAUUGCGAUGCCCCGGGUGCUGGAAUGACUGAGAAAAGGAAAGUCUUUGAGAUGGCUCUCAGCACUGCUGAGGCAACAUUCCAAAAUCUUGACUCUUCCGAAAUCUCGCUCACCGAUGUGAGCCAUUACUUCGACUCAGACCCUACCAAUUUAGUGCAGAACUUGAGGAAGGACGGGAAGAAGCCCAGCGCGUAUGUUGCUGACACUACAACAGCUAAUGCCCAGGUGCGCACACUUGCUGAGACUGUGCGACUGGAUGCGCGAACAAAGUUGUUGAACCCAAAGUGGUAUGAGGGAAUGAUGUCUAGUGGGUAUGAGGGUGUGCGUGAAAUCGAGAAGCGGCUGACAAACACAGUCGGGUGGAGUGCCACGUCAGGCCAAGUCGACAACUGGGUCUAUGAAGAGGCUAACUCAACUUUCAUUCAGGACGAGGAGAUGCUGAACAGGCUCAUGAACACAAAUCCUAACUCCUUCAGAAAGUUGGUACAGACAUUCUUGGAAGCGAAUGGGCGUGGCUACUGGGAGACAUCUGAGCAGAAUAUCGAAAAGUUGAGGCAGCUCUACUCCGAGGUCGAGGACAAGAUCGAAGGGAUAGAUAGGUAAAUAAUAAAAACUUGACAAAUUCCCAUUGUGUAUUGUAGUGCAAAUAUCAAAUUCACAGUUUUCUGAUUUAUUUGAGGUCGCCUUAUCCAAGGAAUGGAUAGACGUGUAAUCUGCGGGAAAAUUUGUAACAUGACUCUCCACAAGUUUCCCAAUGUAAUUAAUCUGUUCAGGCUUUUA
Messenger RNA from Syzygium oleosum, 4557 nucleotides. Its product is annotated as magnesium-chelatase subunit ChlH, chloroplastic. The record is from RefSeq and is a predicted model, not a curated record. Gene Ontology annotation, molecular function: magnesium chelatase activity. The transcript is spliced from 5 exons. NCBI's taxonomy places the organism in Eukaryota, Viridiplantae, Streptophyta, Magnoliopsida, Myrtales, Myrtaceae. Gene Ontology annotation, biological process: chlorophyll biosynthetic process. Gene Ontology annotation, cellular component: chloroplast. The coding region runs from base 229 to 4380 and encodes 1383 amino acids.